Pestalotiopsis fici W106-1 is the source of this 1305-nucleotide messenger RNA. RefSeq lists its product as uncharacterized. The transcript has 3 exons. The coding region runs from base 1 to 1305 and encodes 434 amino acids. The record is from RefSeq and is a predicted model, not a curated record. NCBI's taxonomy places the organism in Eukaryota, Fungi, Ascomycota, Sordariomycetes, Amphisphaeriales, Sporocadaceae.
AUGGCACCCCUCCGAGACACUAUUGUGACGCUUCUUGUGCUCCUCUUCAGCACAUUGACAAUUGCCCAUUCGGAAUCGCGUGGUGGUUCGGGAGCAAAAUGGGUGGACAUUUGGGCUGCCAUGCCACAGCUCACUGAGCCGGCAAACUUGCCACCGGCGCCUUUUAACGAUACCGGUGUCGUCUUUCAAAACAGCACGAUCCGGCAGACAAUCCGAGCGACAUUGUCGGGAGAAACCCUGCGGCUGCAAAUCUCCAAUGCGUUUGGCGCUUCCAAUCUUCCCAUCACAGCGGCAUCAAUCGCGUUGCCGGCAUCCAACGGGACCGGUUCCGGUGUCUCGGCCAUUGAUACUUCUACCAUCCGGGGUCUGACCUUUUCGGGCGGCCUGACAAAUUACACGAUCCCGCCGGGAGCAUUGGCGCUGUCGGACCCAAUCUUUGACUUUCCCAUUGACGCUGGCGACAUUAUUUCCGUGUCACUGUACCUGGCCGACGGACAGACGACUAAUAGCAUCACGUCGCACCCGGGCAGCCGAACAACCUCGCACUUUGUCCUCGGCAACGCUCUCGACGCAAGCGAUCUCUCCACGGAUGACUCCCACCAGUCUGCCGACCACUGGUAUUUCAUCUCGACCCUGUCGGCCUAUAUCCCGGACAGCCGCGCCCUGGCCGUCCUGGGCGACAGCAUCACGGACGGGCGGGGCAGCACGACCAACGGCAACGAUCGCUGGCCCGACGUGUUAUCCGGCCGCGUAUCAUCGUCUUCCAUCUCGGUGCUCAACCUGGCGGCGGGCGGGAACCGGAUCCUGCACGACGGGCUCGGGCCGUCCUUGCUCUCCCGUAUUGACCGCGAUGUGUUGGCGGCGUCCGGGGUGCGCUAUGCCAUGGUCUUUGAGGGCGUGAAUGAUAUCGGGACGGCAGCCGUCGACGUGGUGAGCCAGACGGACGUUGGGAACCGGUUGCUGGCUGCGUAUGAGCAGAUUGUUACGCGGUUACAUGCCCGUGGUCUGCCUGUAUUUGGGGCUACGAUCACGCCGUUUAGUGGACCUGGGCAGUCUUACUCGGACCCGGAGCGUGAGAGGACGAGACAGCGUGUCAACGCUUGGAUCCGUGACUCUGGUCGAUUCGACGCCGUGAUUGACUUUGAUGAGCUUGUACGCAACGCAACACAACCCGAUCAGAUCACGGAUGAGUACAACUCGGGCGACUACCUGCACUUGAACCCCGCUGGAUACAAGGCCAUGGGUGAGGCGAUAGAUCUGGACUUGUUUGAGCAGUUCCGGGGUGGGGUCGACGGUAUCCUGUGA